CGUAUAGAAAAUGUCCGCCAAAACUGCCACCACCGCUUCUGCUGAAGUCCAAAAGAAAGACAACCCAAUGCGUGGUCUUAAAAUCGAAAAAUUAGUCUUAAACAUCUGUGUUGGUGAAUCAGGUGAUAGAUUAGUUCGUGCUGCUAAAGUUCUUGAACAAUUAACCGGUCAAACCCCAGUUUACUCAAAAGCCCGUUACACUGUCAGAUCAUUCAACAUUCGUCGUAAUGAACAAAUUGCCACUCACGUCACUGUUCGUGGUGAAAAAGCUGCUGAAAUCUUAGAAAAAGGUCUCAAAGUUAGAGAAUUCGAACUCCGUGCUAAAAAUUUCUCAACCACCGGUUCAUUCGGUUUUGGUAUUGCUGAACACAUUGAUUUAGGUCUCAAAUACGAUCCAUCAAUCGGUAUUUAUGGUAUGGAUUUCUUCGUCGUCCUUGCUCGUCCAGGUUUCCGUGUUUCACGUAAAAAGAGAGCUGUCGCCAAAGUUGGUUUCCAACAUAGAAUUACCAAAGAUGAUGCCGUCAACUGGUUCAAAACUACUUAUGAUGGUAUUGUUAUUGGUGGUAAAAAAUAAACUUUCUAUCCUCAUAAAUUUAAAUAUAUAAAAAAGAAAGAAUUUUAUUUGUAAAC
Molecule: messenger RNA, 630 nt
Organism: Dictyostelium purpureum
Lineage: Eukaryota; Evosea; Eumycetozoa; Dictyosteliales; Dictyosteliaceae
Product: ribosomal protein L11
Exons: 3
Coding region: 11-574 (187 amino acids)
Biological process (GO): translation
Cellular component (GO): ribosome; cytosolic large ribosomal subunit
Molecular function (GO): RNA binding; structural constituent of ribosome
Source: RefSeq, a predicted model, not a curated record